CAACACACCACAACCCAACAUCAGAAAUCAAGAUCAGUGAUUAAAUCUCGAUUUGAAAGGCCCAGUACCUCUAGCCAUGGCAUCCUUCCAAAUCCUCUCCGAUCUCCAUCUCGAGUCUCCUUCCACUUACGACAUCUUCGACGUUCCUCCCAAAGCACCCCAUCUCGCGCUCCUGGGAGACAUCGGUAAUGUGCGCGACAAGGGCUUCUUCCCGUUUAUCGAAGCACAGCUACGUAAUUUCCGCACCGUCUUUUUCUUAAUGGGCAACCAUGAACCGUACCACUGCAGCUGGGACGAAGCCAGGCGCAAAAUCAACGCGUUUGAACGCGAAACUCGCGAAAAAGCAAAUCUAGAUCCAACUUCGGGCCUAGGAAUAUUCGUCUUUCUAGACCGCACGCGCUACGAUAUGCCCAAUAAUAUCACGGUUCUUGGAUGCACACUCUACUCGCACGUUCCCCCCGAGCACAAAGAGAGAGUGAGCUUCGGCCUCAACGACUUUUACUUGAUCGACGACUGGGCCGUCGAAGGCCACAAUGCCACUCACGCCGCGGACCUGACGUGGCUGAAUGAGCAGGUUGCUGCUAUAUCUGCGUCCGAGCCGCAGAGGAAGAUUGUCAUAUUUACACAUCAUAGUCCAAUUAUGCGGGAUGAGAGGGCUGUCGAUCCAGCGCAUAUCGGAAGUGCGAUUAGUUCCGGGUUUGCGACAGAUUUGAGUAGGGAGGAGUGUUGGAAGAAUCCGAGCGUGCGAUUAUGGGCGUUGGGACACACGCAUUUCAAUUUUGAUUUUGUGGUGGAUGCAGGGGAAGGGCCGGGGAAGCGAGUGGUGAGCAACCAGCGGGGAUACUACUUUAAGCAAGCUGGAGGGUUCGAUGUUGACAAGGUUGUGAGUGUUUAACUGUUUUCUUAGGCUGUGCGAGGAUAGCAUAAAUGGCUUUUUUCGCGCCUCUAUUCUCUAUUUCUAUCCUAGUAGGUGCUAUGCAGACCGGUUGAUUCUA
Messenger RNA from Coccidioides posadasii C735 delta SOWgp, 995 nucleotides. Lineage: Eukaryota; Fungi; Ascomycota; Eurotiomycetes; Onygenales; Onygenaceae. The record is from RefSeq and is a predicted model, not a curated record.